AUGGGAAGAAGUUCAAUCCUGAAGAAGCUGGAGAGAUACCUGAUGAUGAGCAAUGGGAAAUCAGGCAACAGCAGCAAGAUGUUGGUGAAGAGCCGAUCGUGGCCCAAUAAAAAGACCAAAAUCAUGACGACCCCAAACGGAUGCUUCUCGGUGUACGUGGGCCCCACAAGGCAGAGGUUCGUGAUCAAGACCGAGUCGGCCAACCACCCGCUGUUCAGGACGCUGCUCCAGGACGCUGAGCUGGAAUACGGCUUCAAAAACGAGGGCCCUUUGCUGCUGCCCUGCGACGUUGAUCUCUUCUGUAGCGUCUUGGCCGAGAUGGACGAUGGGGAUGAUCAUCAUCAGGACGUCUGUGGGCCCACAUAUGCAUGCGCCAGCCCCUUUUUGGCCAGGUCCAGGACCUCCUACGCCCACCUCAGCAUUAAUACUUCCUACCAAUAG
Messenger RNA from Striga hermonthica, 441 nucleotides. Lineage: Eukaryota; Viridiplantae; Streptophyta; Magnoliopsida; Lamiales; Orobanchaceae. The record is from the annotation of a GenBank genome assembly.